This is a messenger RNA of Fulvia fulva, 2886 nucleotides long. Its product is annotated as ATP-dependent DNA helicase srs2. Bases 1 to 2886 code for a protein of 961 amino acids. The transcript has a single exon. Gene Ontology annotation, biological process: recombinational repair. NCBI's taxonomy places the organism in Eukaryota, Fungi, Ascomycota, Dothideomycetes, Mycosphaerellales, Mycosphaerellaceae. The record is from RefSeq and is a predicted model, not a curated record. Gene Ontology annotation, molecular function: DNA binding; hydrolase activity; ATP binding. Gene Ontology annotation, cellular component: nucleus.
AUGGACAACAUCUGGCAGGGCCUUAAUGAAGCUCAGAAAACCGCCGUAGCUUCCGAUGCUGCUGUCUUGCAGGUGCUGGCGCCGCCUGGCUCGGGCAAGACCAAGACUCUCACAGCACGCGUCGCGUACCUGGUCGCGCAUCGCCAAUGGAGACCAUGCAACAUCAUCGUCUGCACUUUUACCGUCAAGGCCGCCGCCGAGAUGAAGGAGCGCAUCAAGAACUUCGUCGGUGAAGAGCUCUCGAAGCAACUACAGCUGGGCACUUUCCACUCGGUGGCGUUGCGCUACCUCAAGCGAUAUGGCCAGCACAUUGGGCUCGCCAAAGACUUCGGUAUCGCUGACUCGGCCGACAGCAAAGCCAUCUUGAAACGACUGAUCAAGAAACUGGGUCUAUCCAUGGAGCCUGGGUCAGCGUUCGGCCGGAUAUCAUCGCGGAAAGUGCGCAGCGACGAUGACCCAAAGUCCGGCAAGGGUCCUGCGAAGAAGGGUGUUGAGCAACAGGAGUUCCAGAGGCUGUUCGACGACUACGAGGCCACACUAGCAGCUUCAAAUCUCCUCGACUACGAUGACAUCUUGCUCCGCUGUCACUUCCUGGUGAAGUCACAUCCGCAAUGUGUUUCGGAUGUAGAAGCAGUUCUCAUCGACGAGUUUCAGGACACCAACAACAUCCAGUACGAUCUAAUGACCCUGUUCGCUCAGCAACGCAAUGUCAUCACCAUUGUUGGUGAUCCCGAUCAAAGUAUUUACGGCUUCAGGGCGGCCGAGAUCAAGAAUCUGUCAAGGAUGAAGAAGCAUUGGCCUGAUACUCUCACGAUCCACCUCGAGGAGAACUACCGGUCAUCUGGUGCAAUCCUGCUUGCUGCACAAAAUGUUAUUGAGCAGGACGAAAGUCGGCCGCCGAAGAAGCUGCAGGCGACACAUAGCUAUGGAUUGAGGCCGGUAUUACGAAAGCUGCCAUCGGCAUUCUCCGAAGCUGAAUGGUUAGUGUCUGAGAUCAAGCGAAUGCAAGCUUUAUCCGGCGGCAUGAUGCAGUCAAGCGACUUCGCUGUCUUGCUCAGGUCUGCUGCCCUCUCUCGCGCUAUUGAGACUGCGUUUGGAAAUGCUGGCAUACCGUAUCGAAUGGUGGGCGGCAUGAGGUUUUACGAUCGAGCAGAGGUCAAACUACUCGUUGACUACCUUCGUGUCAUCCACAACCCUCACAAUACUGAAGCAGUCGAGCGCAUCGUCAACGUCCCUUCACGAAAGGUUGGGGAUGAGACAAUCAAGAGACUUCGUGAGGAGGCCACGUCCAAAGGCAUCUCCUUGUGGUCGCUCGUGCUCGACGUUGCACAAGGUCGUUGCUCACCGAAGACCAAGCUGAACGAGCCUGCUCGCAAAGGGUUGGGCUCGUUUGUGAACGUCAUUCUGUGUGGCCACAAGAAAGUUGAAUCAUGGAAACCCGAAGAGGCAUCGAUCGUGGAUCUGAUCAGCAUGAUCACGCAGAAGAUAUCCUUGCAGGCGUAUUUGAAGCAGAAGCAUGCUGACGACGAGACCCAUGAAGCGCGCUGGAACAAUGUUGAAGAGCUCAUGGCGCAAGCUGCCGAUGUCAUGGCUCCUGGUAAGCUUGCAGAGUUGGGCGAAGCUGAUAGCCUGCCGAACGUGGACGAUCUGGAGCAGAGAAGCGACUCCACCCAGGACGCUCUUUCGAUAUUCCUGUCCAACAUCGCACUGACAGCCUCCGCUGAGAAGAAAGCAGAUGAAGACGGCGAGCAGGUGCAGCAAGUCACAAUCUCGACCAUACACGCCUCAAAAGGAUUGGAGUGGCCUGUCGUCUUCAUCCCAGCCUGCUAUGAUGGUUCCAUACCUCACUCACGAGCAGACGAUCACGACGAGGAGCGCAGACUGCUAUACGUCGGCAUGACUCGAGCACAAGCAUUACUUUACCUCAGCUGUCCGAUCAAGAAUACACAACGAGAAGAGACAUCAAUGUCUACUUUUCUGACCCACAAAGGAGUCGGAAAGUUCUUCGAAGAACAUGGUCCGAGCCUGCCUUUCGACGUGAUCACGAGCUUAUCAUCGACCCUCCGGAGAGAAUGUCCUUCAGCUACGCUGAUUACAGAGAGUAAGCGGAACUCGGAGCGCGAUGAAGACAACUACUGGCCGCUCAAUGGAGAGGAAGCCAUGGAAGAGACACGGAGAUGGGAUUACAGCAAGAAGACUGGUACAUUGCCCGGUUUCGGGAGUGCCAAGGCAGCAACAUGGGCCUCUGACACUACCAUGCAGCGCCAGGAAACAUUCUCGAUACCCAACGCACCUCUGCAGACGGGCUUCACUAGCGUCAAAGAAAGAUACGACGAGCUCGUGGAGCAAGGCAAGAUGGAUCGAAGCGACAAGCGGGCAGAAGAAAAGAAGGACAAUCCCAUGGAAACAAAGGGGCGCAAGAGGCAGAUCGAAGGUCAAGGCAGUAUUUCAAGUUUCUUCAAAAAGCCUAAAGAAGCUGCUGAAGUGGUAGAGCAGCCACAGCCCGCUCGUCCAUUGCGCGAGAUACCAAAUGCUGCGAAUCAUGGUGUCUCAAGAACAAUCAGCACGUCACGGCAGUCGGUUCCCGACCGCAAGCCACGAGCGACGCCAAUGUCAUCGAGGCCACAGCCUAGGGCUAGCGACGAUGCCAAUAAUGGGAGAUAUGUCUUCCUCUCCAGUUCGCCGCAGAAAGGGGAUGAUGAGCAGGAACAGCCGUUUAACACGACUGGCGAAAAACAGCAUGAGAGCCAGCCAGCCGCUUCAACAUCGUUCAGACCGGCUUCAACAUUUCACACAACAUCAAUGGCGACAGCAUCCGGGACACAACGUAGAACACUCGGCGUUAGAAGGAGUCUGCAUGGAUGGAGUGAGAGACGAAAGCCGUGA